Parnassius mnemosyne (clouded apollo) is the source of this 315-nucleotide messenger RNA. The record is from the annotation of a GenBank genome assembly. NCBI's taxonomy places the organism in Eukaryota, Metazoa, Arthropoda, Insecta, Lepidoptera, Papilionidae.
UUGGAACAUGAAAUAACAAAAGCGAAACUCAAAGGUCCUCAAGUACCUGGAAUGCCCCGCCCCCUUCACUACGAACAAAAAAAAAAUAAUAAGGAUCAGUCGCAGCUGAUAAUCGACGAGCAACUUUACCCAUACCGGGGUCGAUUUAAAUUCACUCAGUAUAUUCCAUCAAAGCCAGGCAAUUAUGGAAUCAAAGUAUGGUGGAUAUGUGAUGCACUGGACUGCUUUACACUGGACACUCCAGUGCUGGUCGUGAGGAAAACGUUGUUUAAAGAUUAUCAAAGACUUGGGGGCACCGUGCAAAGGAUCCGGUAG